AGCCUGCUGAGGAGUGGGGACGAAGAGCAGCCUAAACUUAGGGCUCGGGAUAUUUCGAUGCCACCCAAAUUGCCGUCCUACCCCAACGAGGCAGGGAAAGGAGCGGAGCGCGCGCGCGAGCUGAGUGAGUGCUUACGUCGCAGCGAGAUCUGUGCUGGGAUAAUUAGAGAGGAGUUGGGCUGAGCCGAGUCCUCUUUCAGCAGCAGCAACCGGAGCCGCCGCCGCAGCCCGGUGGGGCGCCCCUGACUCGGACCGCUCGGGAGAGCCCCAGGAGAGGCCAGCGCCGCGCAGCAGCCGCCCCGCUGCGCCCACCUCCCCGGCUGCUCCCGGAGGGCUCACAAAGGCGGUGGCCGCCCAAGUGGCCUUCUCCAUCCAGGCGUUCGCGUCCUCCUCCCCACCUUCUCUCCCGAAGGCGAAAAUGGCAGGGCCAGGCGAGAACCUGGGACAGCGGGGGCCCUAGCCCUGCGAUCCUCACCCCUCCUGCUGGGAGAGGCUGCGGGCUGCCCGCGGACGAUGUGGUCGCGGCUGCUCCCGAGCGCAUCUUCGGCCCGGGUCCCCGCCGCCACCCCUCUUCUCUGCUCCUUCCAUCCCGCCCAGAGGAGUUGAUGCCGCUGUCGCCGCCGCCGCCGCUGCUGAAGCCGCGGCUGAUGGAUGCCAGGGAGUGCCGCAUUGCUUAGCGACCCCGCCUCCGGGUUUGCUGAUGAUCUCUCUCCGCCCUGGAGCUCAGCGCUGAAGAGCUACCUUAUUAUUAAUCAGAAUUUCCAUCGCCACCCCUGGCAGGCGUAUCCUUCAGCAGGGACCGCAGGAACAUUCACAGUGCAGGGGCUGAGAUGUGCGUGGGGGUUGUUUUUGUUACAUCUUGGAAGAGAAGAGAAGAGGACAGUACCAAGAUCAGAACCACCCGUGCUAGGUGGAAUUAGGGGUGAUUUGUUAGGAAAGAGAAAGGACAAGAAGAGGAGUGCGGAGCCCUUCAGGGGUUCACAUCUCUUUAAAGGAAAGGAAAGAGGGAGCCAAAGUAGGGUGUUGUAUUUUAGGGGACGGAGGAAGAAGUUUACACCCCCAGCUCCCCAGCUUUGCUGGGGGAAAGCAGGAGCAACAGGGCACUUGAUUGGACACCAAGAUUAUUAAUUUCCUGUAGGGGAGAGGAAGCAGGCAGCAGGAGGUCUGGGGGCUGGAGUCUGGUGGUGGCAAGGACCAGGUUUGCUCUAGGACAGUCAACAAGGUCUUCUGAGGGAAAGCUCGGAGACAGGCAGAACAAUGACUCAUUUGCAAGCCGGUCUCUCCCCUGAGACCCUGGAGAAAGCUCGCCUGGAGCUCAAUGAAAACCCAGACACGCUGCACCAGGACAUCCAGGAGGUGAGGGAUAUGGUCAUCACCAGGCCGGACAUUGGCUUUCUGCGCACGGAUGAUGCCUUCAUCUUACGCUUCUUGCGGGCUAGGAAGUUUCAUCACUUUGAGGCCUUCCGCCUCCUGGCGCAGUACUUUGAGUACCGGCAGCAGAACCUGGACAUGUUCAAAAGCUUUAAGGCCACCGACCCUGGCAUCAAGCAGGCACUGAAGGAUGGCUUCCCUGGGGGCCUGGCCAAUCUGGACCACUAUGGCAGGAAGAUUCUAGUCCUUUUUGCUGCCAAUUGGGAUCAGAGCAGGUACACACUGGUGGAUAUUUUGCGUGCCAUCUUACUUUCUUUAGAAGCCAUGAUUGAAGAUCCUGAGCUUCAAGUGAAUGGGUUUGUUUUGAUCAUAGACUGGAGUAACUUCACUUUCAAGCAAGCCUCUAAACUCACACCAAGUAUGCUGCGAUUAGCUAUUGAAGGCCUGCAGGAUAGUUUCCCAGCGCGAUUUGGAGGAAUUCAUUUUGUUAAUCAACCAUGGUAUAUCCAUGCCCUGUACACCGUGAUCCGGCCUUUCCUGAAGGAGAAAACUCGGAAAAGGAUAUUUUUGCAUGGUAACAACCUGAACAGUCUACACCAACUAAUUCAUCCUGAGAUCCUGCCCUCUGAGUUUGGAGGAAUGCUGCCUCCUUAUGACAUGGGGACAUGGGCAAGAACACUGCUAGACCAUGAAUAUGACGAUGACAGCGAGUACAAUGUAGACUCCUACAGCAUGCCUGUGAAGGAAGUAGAGAAGGAACUCUCCCCAAAGUCCAUGAAGAGAUCUCAAUCAGUAGUGGAUCCUACAGUACUAAAACGCAUGGAUAAAAAUGAGGAAGAAAACAUGCAACCAUUGCUUUCUCUGGACUAAUAACUUCUCUACAUCCCCUUCAUGGAUUAGAAACGGAAAGUAUUGGUUUUCAGCAACAGGGACAACACUGUAGAGGAAUUACCAGCUGGAAACCGACUUAUUCAUGUUAAUGUAGCAUAAUAUAUAACAAGGCAUCGGGCUUUCCUUGGCCUGAACCAUGGGGGCCCUGGGCUGGAUUUUUAAAAUGUCAAUAAUUUAUUCUGUAAGUGCCAAGUUCUUUGUAAACAUAAUGUAAUCUUCAUGUCAAGUUUGUAAAUUUCAGUAGUAACUCAGUUUGGAAAAAGUUGGCUCAAAAGUCCAUGCCAGUGAUAUGAACUAUAACAAAAAGCAGAAAAGACACAGUCAAAGCUAAUUAAAUGUAGCCCUCUUUCCUAUGAAGCCAUAUUUCAGCUCUCAUAGUGAUUGUUUCAUUGUUUUUCUCUGAAACUCUGUCAGUAUUCAAACAUACUCUUAACGGGCACACACAACUAAAUGAUUCCAGGAAAUUUUAUGAUUAAUGUAUUUCCUGUUUAGUGAUUUUCAUUUCAGAGAAAUGUGUCUUAGUAACUAUCGUUGGCCUUGCAUUUUGGAGGCAAGGAAUGGCAGAUGAGCUGGUAAACUGAACACUUGAACUCUUCUAUGUUGUUUAAUUCUCGGAAUCUUGUGAAAAGAUGUGUUUCCUCAAUUAAGACGUAGAAAUGUAAAAAAGAGUGGAUUCUUUUUAAAUUGCUGUCUUCACAAUGUGCCCUUUAUUCAAGACCCCAUUAUAUUUCUUCCUAAUGUACUCUAAGUACAUUUCCCCUCCAAAACUCUUUGACUAAGAGAAUGAGAACUCAUGUGAACAGUGUUUUGACAGCUAAUUUUGAACAUAAAAUUUUCCACUUACAGAUGAGGGGCUAAUUUCUAAUUGUGCACUGGUUAAAAAGUAUAUAUAUAUAUACAUUCACACAUAUAUAUUUUUACUGAGCUCUAAUAAAUCCUUAAUGUGACAGGCUUAUAAAAUAAAUCAUAGAUAUUCAAUGAUCUUAUAGAUAAUUACAUGAGAUAACUCUGGAAAACUACUUCCACUGAAGUUAAUGAAAAUGAGAAAUAGUGAGACUGACUUUCAGUGUUCCUAUUUAAAGGAAUUCCAAGUUAAUUUAUAAUGCAAUCUUAAAUAUGUGCCAUCUUAUUUGAACUAUAUUUUUCCUUCAAAGAAGCAAUAGGUCUCAACAUAGUGUAGGUAGCAUCAGGUGACAGAAAGCCAAUUUUAUUUUCAAAUUUAAGUUAAUUAUCUUCGUGAUCCUAUUUAUCCACAAUUUCUUUCAGAAAAGACUGAAAAAACACAUUAUAUUCAGGAGAUAUAAUGAAAUUAUUGGAAGGCAUCUACGACAACAUGUAAUCAUUUAUACGUGGAUUUAGAAAUUUGCAUAUUUAACAUUUUAUUUCAUAAAAUUUAUACAAUUACAGCAAAUCUUAAUUUUUUAAUUUUAAAUUUCAAUGUGAAAAAAUGAUUUUUAUCACCCAUAAUAAAUUUUGAGAUUGAGAGUUUACCAUUAAAGUAUUCUUUUGGAAGAAAAAUAUCUCAGAAACUCUUGGAAACCAACAAAAAUAAAGGCAUGUGUCAGCCUUCACAUUUUUUGGCCAAAAGCUCCCAAAAUUUGUUAUAAUUCUGCAGCCAAAAAUUGUAAAAGCAAGCUGAAUACACCAAUGUACAGUGUAUCAAUGGACUGCCUCGUGUGUGUAAAAAUACAUUAAUUAACACAAAUGAAAGAUACCUUAAUAAUGCCAACCUCCAGUCAAGUGCAGAAGAAUAAUGACUGUCAGGCACUCUGUUCUCCUUGUGACUUUUACAGAGAUUGGAAUGCACUGGGGACAACAUGUCUCAGCAGUUCUUACCUUUAUAAGAAUUCUAACCAUUGAUAUUCUUACAUUCUUGCCUACCUGACAUACAUUUUGUAGCCAUGGGCUUUUUAGACUAUAUAAAUCUUAGGCAGUAUAAUCCAUUGGAAUAAAAUAGAAACAUUGUUAAGUGCAGAGGGCAGUCAACUUUUCAUUCUCAUGAGUUUCUCUUGAUGUGUACCAUUUAUUGCCAGUUUUCAGAAUUCUGCCAGUUUCAGAUGUCAACCAGCAUUGGCAGCUUCUUUCCCCUAUCGUAAAGUUAGUGUCAUAUAUAAAAAUAACUAGAAAGGCAUAUUUUAUAUGUAUGCCUAUCUAAUUAUAAGUAUCAUUCACACUGUCUCCCAGACCCACAUUUGGAAAGUUUGCAUUGCAUUACUGCUCAUCUUUAGAUGAGCAAUUGAGAGUUGGCUAGAUUGUGUAAAAUAUUUUAAAAUGAAUGAACAAAUUACAAUGAUGAUGCCUUUUGAAAUUACCAUAUCUAGUUCACUCUGUGAAUAAACUCAUUUUCUAGUAAUGUUUGUGAACCUUAGUCAAGGGAUAUUCAUUCAACUUUAUAAAUUUACCCCUCAGCACCAGCUAUCUAGCACUGUUUAGGAAUUUUUCCCUUCAUGAUAUUCUGUGUCACAUCCUAUGUCUAUGUAUAACCUAUACACUAUAGUUGUAUGCCUAUAAGCACUCCUAUACUCUUGUAUUUUAAUUGCAAUAGUAUACCUCCACUCUCUCUCUUUCUCUCUCAUACACACACACACACACACACACACUCUUACACACACACUAACACACUAGACUGUUUGCCCUAAUGAAUUUUCCUCUGUACUUCGAGAGUUAUUUUAGUUGUCUUGUCACUUGAAAUUUGUGGGCUUCAAAGAAUUUUCGCAUUUGACUUGGAAUGGUCCAGUAGUCCAUUUACUUCUUUCACCCUGCCUGUUCCAUCUUCUAUUUCUGAUAUUUUUUCUUUCUUCCAGUUAUUUCAGGGGCAGGUGAUUCCAAAGCUGGUUUAAAAAUAAAUAACUUCUCAUGUUGUCAGUGAUGUUUGCCUGCAUUUUUGACUACUAUUUAAGAAGGAAGAGAUUAUCAUGAAAAUAUACUCUAAGAAAUAUGAAGAAGUGCCUCUUUGAAAAUGGAAUAAAGCAACGAUACUGGCAUAUGGAUUUCAUUUGUACUCUCUUCCAAAAAGUAAAUACGUAAAUCUAUAUUAUAUAGGUGAAAUAUAGAUAUCACUUGAAGAAGGAUAUUUAAGGCCUUUAUUUGAGCAUACUCAUACAGUAUUAAGUCUCUGUUGUGUAAGUUAAAUACAGUAACUUUAGUACAUGUUAAUGAUAAACGUGGCACUAGGCUAAAACGAUAUACAAGUAUUAAACAGAGUUUUGCAAGCAAGUUUUUGAAGUGGGCAUGCAUGAAUUCUUUCAUUUCAGUAAUGGUUUGCGUAAGUGUAGACAGAGAUAUUUCCUAAGUUUUUUCAUAUAGAAUACUUAUUUACUUUAUAGUACCAAAAAUUCAUACAUUCAUAAGCAGGAAAGCCAAAAAUUCAUACAUUAAUACUUAGCUUUUUUAAUACUGUUAACUAGGUCAUAUUGUUAAACACGUGAAGCGUCUGUAAUAUUCCUGAGGGAACAGAAGUCCCUCUAUUGCAUCAAGAAAUUGGAGAGUUGUUUUAGACAUUGGGGAAUAUGUUUAUGACUCUUCACAUAAAGAAACCUUCAGAGCCAUGGAGUAUGUCUUCAGGGACAGGGAUCAUUUGCUUCUACAAUGUAAAGGUUAAUGGACAUGUCUGUGGUCCUUUAAAGAAGUUACAUUAAGAAAGCUUGCUGAGAGGCUGUACACUCUUCUGUUGUUUUAUUUAAAGGUCUGCCUUGUGUGGUUGGUGAAUAAUAUCUCAGCUUCUUUUUUGUGUAUAUUUAUUAAUGAUUACAUGAAAAGUUGCCAUCAGCCAUGAGGACACUUCAAAAAAUUUUCAACACACAAAAUAAAAUGAGCUGAGCUCUAGCAUGAUAUUUGAACUUUCAGAUAUGGUAUAUGUACAUUUUUUACAACAAUAAGCUCAUAGGCAUAUAUUCCAUUUUAGAUCUGCUAUAUAAAUACAUAGCCUGAAACAUAGUAAUGCAUUCGAAAUUUGUGAGGUCACUGAUCAUACAAGAAGAGGCAGAUUAUAAACCAAUAUAUUGGAACAAAAGAAGAUUGGUUAAAUAUGCAAGGUGUGUAAUUAUCUUCUGUAAUGAAAAGGAUUUGUUUUCUUGUUUUUGGUCUUUGGUUUUAGUUGAAAAAAAUAGCUUCCCAUAUGCUACUGGAACUAUUUGACAUUAUUUACUACAUGAAAAAGGGCAAAUAAGUAAAAAUAUAAAAGAAGCUUGGCUUUGUAACAUUAUUAUAUUAUGAUCUCAAUGGCUUAGAGAAUAUAAUCUUUUUUAAGAAUUAAAGAUUUUAUUUUAUAAAUAUUUGGAGGUUAACAUCGGACAUGAAAAUAGUGCUGUGGAUUCUAUUAUGUACUAACUAUGGGAAUGAAUUCCCCGGUACCAUAGGAAAAAAUAUAAAAUAACAACUUUGUGGAUUGAAACACUCAAAUUAGCCUUUUUUUCAAGGAAGCAGGUGUACAAAUGAUGCUAUUGAAAUAAAAAAAUGUAGAAAUCACUUAAUUAUAGGAGUUAAAUAUAAUCAAUGCACUCAUGGUAAAUAGUGGAAAUUGUUAAAAUUUCGAAGAGUUUUGUCAUUAUUUGACUUAGAUUUAAGUCUCAGUGCAAAUAUGUCUGUCCUUGAUAUAGGUGCAUUUGUUCUGUAAGACUUAUUUUACCUGGUGAACGAGAUGGACUUAGGUGAAAAUAAAUUUUAACCACAGUUUUAAGGGUCACCCAAUCCUCAACUACUUUAAAAAAUUGCAAUGAAUUUUAAUUCAUUUACUUUUAACAGAGAUACAAAGCACUGUCUUGUUUCUAAUCCAGUUUUUCAAUUUUUCAGAUUUUAUAUUUGCUUAAACAAUAAAUAAAACUCAGAAAACCAAAUAGUUUUUGUUUUCAAAGCUAUCCAGGAAAAAUAAAAGAUGUCUAACAGGAAAUCAUACAAGUCCUUGAAGCAUACUGAGUAUAUUAUUUGCUAUUUUACUCAAAUGUUAUUAAUUUUUACUACUACAUACUACUUAUUUAGUACUACACGGUAUUUACUAUUUGGCCUUUUGAAGGAGUUAUAAAUUCCAAAACACUAUAAUAUAAUUUUUGGACAAGUAUACAUUUCUGUUUGAAAGAAAUGUAUGCUUUUAUUUUGUAUAUUUUAUAUUUUAAAUGUAUACAUUGAUUUGCACAUUGUUAAUGUUAAAUUUGGUAGUCCUGGAUCUGCUGCAUCUAUAAAAUGGAGAUUUCUUUAAAAAAUCGUCUAAAAAUUAGCAAUAUUAUUAUUUUGAGAGAAAUUGUGCUUAGCUAUUUAAGUUAAGAUUCCUCAAGUUUGUGAUAUUUGUAUGUGUGGGGAUCAAAGAGGAAAAUAUAUAGUAAUUUGUUUCAUCAAAAUGACAUAUUCAAUAUUCUAUAACUUCUAGUCAAACUUUCAAAUGAAAGUUGAAAGAAGUAAACUAAUGUUUUAAUUACAUAUAGCAAAGGAAUGAUCAGUAAAUAAAAUAACUAGGGUUUUCACAUUUGCAAUACAAUGACUGGAUUAGGCAAGAGAUUAAAUUUAGAAAUUUGAAUUACAGAAAAGCAUUGGUUUAAAUAAAUCCUCAAAAAAGUAAUCCCAGGUCAAAAUAUGAUGUGAAAUUAAAAAAAAAUUCAGCCUGAUUUGAGAAAGAAUGCUUACUCAAUAAAUAUAUAUUUGUGUCUUCUGUGAGUUUCCCUCAUUUAUCCUAUCUGUGGAUGAAAAGUCAUCUAAUAAGGUAUAAGAGACUCAAUUACAUUUACCUAGAACCAUCUACAAGUAGACUUCAUGAAUUUCUUUGGCUCAAACUCAGAGGAUUUCCUUUACACAAGAUUCUUGAGGUUAUCAAGAAUCGUUAUUGCUGCUCCCUCCUAAAGGCAGGCCAGGAGAAGCCACAUUUACAGCAGUAGUAUCCUCAGUGGGAAUGAACCAGAAAACAAAGAAAAAGCCAGAGAUAUUGUCUCCACUCUCGUUACAAAAAAGUGCGUUCCUUCUUCAGGAGGAUCGAGUAGAAAAUAUUUUUAAUUAUAAGCAGAAAGCUAUUUCAAAAUGUCAGGGGUUUCUAACAUCAACAGUUAAAUACUUGACAAGUAAAGAGGCCAUGGGGAAGUGAUGGUCAAAUCUCUGUUGUGAAGCAAGUUUCCACACAGAAACAUCGUCAAAAACACGUACCUCUGAGCAUCACUUCUUUCUCUAAAAAUAAAAAUAAAUAUGCUGUUUUCCUCCCUUUUUUCUAAUUGGCAUCAUAAAAGUAUAAGAAGCCACAAAUGCAUUGUUGCCACUUAAGAAAAAAAUCCUGUAUUAUACAUAUAUGAGCAUAAUUCACUUAGUUGCAUAUGAUUGAAAUAUUUGCAUGCUGGUUUAUAAAUUAUUACCUAGAAGUUUUACGAAAUAUAAUUAUAAAGUUUUAGUGCUAGAAAAAUUGUUGUUUUUUGUGUCUUGUAUUCAUAGGGAAGACUGGUAAUAUCCCUUACUCCUCAUUCAUAUAGCUAACAAUUUUAAUUGGAUGGCUAAUGGAUAUGGCGGAUUUAACAUUUACAAAACCAAACUACUUUCACUCUGACCCUGCUUCCCCUUUAGCCUUGUCAUCUCACUAUGUGUCGAGCCCAAUCUUCCAGUUUCUAGGAAUAAAAAUUUUGGAGUCAUCCUCUCUUUCCUUCCUCUUUUUCUUUCAAAACUACAUCCCAUCAGCUAGCGCAUGCUGUUGGGUCUUCAAAAUAUAUCCACACUCUAACCACUUCUCCAAUCUUCUUCAUCACUGUAUUGGACCAAGUCUUCAACAUUGUCCAUCUGGAAUAUUUUAAUAAUCUAAAAACUAGUCUCCUUGCUUCCAGAGUCAGUUUUCAACACAUUAGCAAGAGUGAGUCUCUUAAAAUGUAACUCAGACCAUUUUGUUCUCAAAACCCUCUGAAAGAGUAAAAGCCGAUGUCUUUAUAUCGGUGUAUGAGAAGUCUUGAUAUGAAGGCAGUAAGCACCAGUACAGCAACAUACCAUGGUUUUCGAUUGGGCUGGCAUUUUUGCUGGUACUAUGCAAAAAUAGUUGUUAAAUACUUUAAUUUCUUGCUUCUGAAGUUCUCUACCCCGUUCUUGCCUUUUCUUAGAUCAUCUCUUAAGAAUCUCUCCUUUAUUUACUGCUGCCAAAGUGUCAUCUUUGCUGUUCCAGGAACUUGCUAAGCAUGCCUCUACCUCGGGACUUUCACAUUUCUGUUCCCUUUGCCUCUAAUUUCAGAUAUCCACGUGGUUUAUUCCCUCAUCUUCUUCAGGUAUUUGCUUAAAUGUCAUCUUCUUUGUGAGGACUCUCUUUCCCAAUUUUAGAUGAAACAGCCCUGUGGUUCUUCAUAUUCUCCUUUCCUGCUGUAUUUCCUCUCCAUAGCAUUCAUCACCUGAUACACCAUACAGAUUAUUUAUUUACUUUGCAUUUUCCCCCAAUAGCAAUGUGAACUCUACAAGGGCAGGAAUUUUUGUCUGUUUACUACUCCAUUACUGGUGCCUUGUACAGUUCCUGGAACUUAACAAAUCCAAAAGGAUUUCAUGAGGAUCCUAAUUUGUUUCAGUAAGUUAUGUAACAGUCAAUAGUAUGAAUUGAAAGAGUUUCUUGUUGUCUUAAUUUAAAAAAUUUUGUUAUUUAUCUUUAAAGGGGAAAUUUUACCCUCUCAUGAUGAUAGAAUCAUGAAUCAAAAAUGAUAUCCUCUUCUCCCCAAUUGUGGUCUCUAUCCCUGAGCCUAAGUUUUACAUUAGUGUUUCAGUUUUGUCUUUAGAAGUUACUCAACGAUUACUGGACCCUAUAUCUAUCCACACGGCUUACUCUUGGAGAGACUACAAGAUAGCUCAGGGGAAAAGUCAUUUUGAGAUUAAAACUAUAUGGAAUUGUUCUUUAUGGAUUAUCAUAGUUAAUUUCAAUUUUUAAAAAUAUGCAGGAAGUUAAAAGACUAUAAUUCCAGUAUUGGAAGCCAGUUUAAGAGAAUAUGACUACGCAGUUACUUUUAAUGGAAAGGCGAAGAAGAGGAAGAAAAAGGAAAGACAUUGUGUUCAUACCUUCUCUGCAACAAUUAUAAAAUGAAUGAGGAAGUAUUUUGGUGUUUCUAAGGUCUUUCCAUGAUCUUGAAAUCUAUAUAUUAUAGUCAUUUAGUCUGUGAACCAUUUUAACAAUUGGGUUUCAUGUUACAUAUCUUUAAAUUUUUAUGUUGAAAAUUUAUAGCUGUGACACAAGAUGAUAGAAAUUGCUCAUGCUCACAUAUAUUCCAACUGGCUUUUCAGCUUGCUCCCUUCUCUUUUAAUUUCAGCUAUCAUUUUUAGAGCCUUACAGUCACAAUUGUUCUUAACUAUCCCAAAUUUUUAUUUCCUAUUUGGACUGACUUCUCCAUAAUUUUAGUAACUAAAUGACCUAGAUAUUGGUUCUUGGUGUGAUAGGUUUCUGAUUUGUAUCCUUUGCAGUUUAACUUUUAAUCCUUGCCAAACAUAUGUUAUUCCUUUUCUUCAGCUACAUUGUUGUGCCUUUCCCAACACUGUAAUAAUUUAAGCCUCCUGUUUUAUAAUCUUCUAUCAGAACCUAUAUUAAGAAGACACUGAAUUUAAAGAAUCAGCAGGUGGGCCGGGCGCGGUGGCUCACGCCUGUAAUCCCAGCACUUUGGGAGGCCGAGGCGGGCGGAUCACGAGGUCAGGAGAUCGAGACCAUCCUGGCUAACACGGUGAAACCCCGUCUCUACUAAAAAUACAAAAAAUUAGCCGGGCGUGGUAGUGGGCGCCUGUAGUCCCAGCUACUCGGGAGGCUGAGGCAGGAGAAUGGCGUGAACCCGGGAGGUGGAGCUUGCAGUGAGCCGAGAUCGCGCCACUGCACUCCAGCCUGGGCGACAAAGCAAGACUCCGUCUCAAAAAAAAAAAAAAAAAAAAAAAAAAAAGAAUCAGCAGGUGAUGUUGAAGAAGAAAUAUAACCUGAAGAAUAAGAAUAGAUGUUUGAAACUGUUUCAGAAGUUAACCAGUCUUUUAGCGGCUUUGUAAUGGGUAGGGGUUUUAUUCCUCUUUGUGUGCUAUGCAGGACAUUGUUAACCAAUAUAGCUUAUGUUUCUUGUCAGUUACACAAGGGUAGGUAAUCAGGGUUAACAGUUCGGAAAACAUUCUCUAGAGAAGAGACUAAUGAUUCUUGCUCACAAACAAGGCAGAAUUUCCUUAUGUUUCUUAAUAUUUGAUCCUUGAUAGUCUGUACAGUGGAAACCAUUUCCCUCUGUGACAUCCUUUUUUGCCAACCUAUAUGAAUGUGUUUAGCGUCACUUCAGAUAUAGAGUUCAAGCUCAAGUAUACACAGCACAUGAAAGAUCCUAUAGUUCAUGUUCUCUUAGGUUGAAUUUUCUUUUCAUAAUUUUUUAUGAUUGAAUUCUAAGGGUACGUUCCUUGGUAAAUUGUGUUAAUUAUGUCCACUUUAUAAUGAAUUUAACAAUUUUACAAAGCAGAUCAUUGUUUAUUAUAUUCUGAAAACCAUUAUAUUAAUAUUUUAUUUCUUUUUUUGCAGAGAAACUAUUGUCUUUUUUGAUUUCUGAGGAUGAAUGAAGUACUGUUAAAUAAAAUGUCACUAAAUGAAA
This is a messenger RNA of Gorilla gorilla gorilla (western lowland gorilla), 11792 nucleotides long. It is a transcript of the gene CLVS2, whose product is annotated as clavesin 2. The transcript has 6 exons. Gene Ontology annotation, molecular function: phosphatidylinositol bisphosphate binding. Gene Ontology annotation, cellular component: membrane; trans-Golgi network; clathrin-coated vesicle. Lineage: Eukaryota; Metazoa; Chordata; Mammalia; Primates; Hominidae. Gene Ontology annotation, biological process: lysosome organization. The coding region runs from base 1258 to 2241 and encodes 327 amino acids. The record is from RefSeq and is a predicted model, not a curated record.